Molecule: messenger RNA, 2919 nt
Organism: Punctularia strigosozonata HHB-11173 SS5
Lineage: Eukaryota; Fungi; Basidiomycota; Agaricomycetes; Corticiales; Punctulariaceae
Product: YVTN repeat-like/Quino protein amine dehydrogenase
Exons: 16
Coding region: 30-1571 (513 amino acids)
Biological process (GO): microtubule anchoring at mitotic spindle pole body; protein localization to mitotic spindle pole body; mitotic sister chromatid segregation
Cellular component (GO): microtubule organizing center; MWP complex; mitotic spindle
Molecular function (GO): protein binding
Source: RefSeq, a predicted model, not a curated record
GGCGUCGGGUCUCGCCGUGGCCCGCCUCAAUGGACUUCACCGAGAUCUAUCGCCACUCUGCGGGCCUCGUCGCCUUCAGCCCCGGCGCAAACUGGAUUCUGACGGCCGUGCAGGACCGCCUUAUCGUCCGUCGGACGGACACCUUCCUCAUCACGCGCACAUGGCUCGUGGACGCCACACCUUCCGCGACCGCCUCGGCAAUCGCCCCGCUUGCCAGAGCCAACGCCAGUCCUGAGCUCAUUACUCAUGCCGCAUGGGCCUGCGACUCAGAGUACCUCCUCGCCGCGUGCGCAAAGCACGGGGUGGUGUCCGUCUUCAAGAUGCGUGACGAAGAGUGGCGCGGCCGUAUAGAGGCCGGAGCGGAGGGCCUGGUCAAGGCCGAGUGGGCCCCCGAUGGCAGGAGCAUCUUGUGCUUCUCGGAGUGGGGUGUGAGUACGCUUCAUCAGCAAUUCAGAUGUAUCACAAUCUUCGUCAUCCUACCGCAGCUGAGAGUUACUAUCUGGUCUCUGGUUACCGGAACGGCGACGUAUAUUCAAUACCCGGUACAUCCUGAUCGAGGAUAUGCAUUUCGGACCGAUGGGCGUUAUUUCGUCUUGGCCGAAAGGCACAAAUCCAAGGAUACCGUAGGCGUCUACGACGCCAUUGACGGUUACAAACUCGUUAGGCAUUAUCCCUUACCGACAUCCUCCCUGUCGGCGCUCAGCCUCUCUCCUCGAGGCAAUCAUCUCGCCGUAUGGGAGGGGCCCCUGGAAUACAAGCUACACAUCCUGAGUUUAGCCGGCGAACAGCUGGCGACGUUUUCGCCUCGUCCGGACCCAGGUUUUGGCGUUCGACAGGUUGCAUGGCAUCCGUCCGGAGUCUUCGUUGCCGUCGGCGGGUGGGACGACAAGAUCCACAUUCUGGAUAGUUUGACCUGGACCCCUGCUGUCGUGCUUGAAUUUUACGCCCGGAUUCCAUCUGGCGUGACGGUCUGGCGAGAGCCCUCGAACUGGCUUGAAGCGACGCAGGGACGCGGGUUCCUCUCCUACGAACGUCUCCGAGGUCAGCAGGUCUUGCCCAACGCACGGGUUGAUCCAAGCAAGCCGAAUCCCAAGAGCGGCGCGGUGCAACUUGAUUGGAACAAAGAUGGCAGUUAUUUGCUUGUUCGCUUCGAAAAUUCGCCGCAGGCAGUCUUUCUAUACUCGUUCCCGGUCCCGGCGCCGUCUACCUCUCUUCCUGCCCGAUUUCCUGAUCCUUUCGCACCGAAAUUGCAUUCGGUGCUGAUUCACUCCAACCCGAUCUUGCACGCGCGCUGGAACCCACUCAGGAACGGAAGCCUGGCGCUCUGCUGCGGUAGCGGGGCGAUCUACACAUGGAGCGACGAGUGGGUUGGCGAAACCGAAGACGAAGAUACUCUGGGCCAGCCGAAUGAGGUCGCGGAGGAGAUGGCGGAGUGCAUAGGUGUUCCGGCUAAGAGAUUUGAUACGCGAGACAUCAAAUGGGCCCCCGAUGGCAAAGGUUUGAUCUUGAUCGACAAAGAUACCUUCUGCUGUGCAUUCGAAGUCGAAGAUCACGGAGGAGAGGCGGUUUGAAGGAGAUCUAUUUUUCUUGGAUUGCAGAGUUUCGUGUAUGAAUGCAACUAUAGUAUAUAUACAAACUGGCAGCACAUUAUAGUCAUUACAAACAGCAAUACGGGUUCUCUACAACUACACUGGCUACACUUCCAGGCAUACGUAUGUGGGUAAUGUCUGUGGUUUAACAUCUGGUAUUAUGUGGUCUCGUCCCUUACCUGUUGUGCGGUUUCCCGCACCGGACUCGAGACUUCAAUCAGCUCAAUUCCGCCCUCAGACGCCUUCCGCCUCUCCUUCUCUUUCCUACGUCUUUCCUUCCUUUCCUUCCGUUCUCGCCGCUCUUCUUCGGUCAUGUCCUUCUUGUCUUUCUUUUCCUUUUUCUUGUCCUUCAAGUGGUUGCUUGGGGCAGUCGGGAAGGUAACGACCAUUUCAGAAUCAUCGCCGACCCAUUUCUCCCCUUCAAUCUCGGUGAUCCAAUGCCAGAGUUCGCGGCAUACCUGGCCAGGAUGGCUUAGAAUUAACCAAUGAUCAGCAUCGAACUCCCUGAUCGUGACGUUCUGACAAUAUUCCCCAAUUUUCGCCUUUGCUGCGGACGAGACCGCGACAUAGUCCUUGGUGGCUCCGCCGAAGAAAACCGGGUGAGGCACGGUAUAGUCCUCGCGGGGAAGUUUUCGAUCAUCUUCAGCCUCGACGUUGGUGGUGAUCACACGGUACCAGUUCACGGCGCCAGCGAAGCCUCCUCUGAGCAAACUGCUUUUCAUGACCUUCUUGUCCUCUUCUGUGAGAUAGGGCGGAAGCGGUUCUUUGCGGUUUGCCAGCAGCCACGCCUUAAGACCGCCGAGCGGCGCCAUGUCCGUCUUCCAAAAUUCGGGGUCUGCAGGCCAUGCGAUGCUGAAGAACGAAUCGAAAUUGUGUUCAAUCAUGCGGUCGGCGCCUUCUUGCGACAUGAAGACCCAGUAGCCAUAGAGCUCGUAGCCGAGGGCAGCCUUGGAAGAUUCGAGGAUGGCCUGCAGAUCGAACUGCGGGGCUGGCGGGACAUAGCCUACGGCGAGGAAGGCGAAUGCAGUGAAGCGUUCGGGAAAGUAGUUGGCUAGCCGUGAGGCAAUCUUGGAACCCCAAUCGUGGCCGAUGCAGAUGGCCUUUUCCACGUUCUCGUUAUUCAGGAUUUCGAUGAUGUCUGCGCAUAUGAGACUCGACUUGUAGGAUUCUGGCGCGGUGGGCUUGUCUGUGCCGCCAAAGCCAAGCAUGUCGGGGACGAUCAGGCCAUAGCCCUGCUUCUGGAAGAAGAGGAUCUGGUGGCGCCAGUCAUAGGAGGUGGAUGGGAAUCCGUGCAAGAGCAGGAGAACGGGCUUGCUCUUACUCGCGGGAG